This is a messenger RNA of Solanum tuberosum (potato), 1659 nucleotides long. Its product is annotated as fumarylacetoacetase-like. The record is from RefSeq and is a predicted model, not a curated record. Gene Ontology annotation, molecular function: fumarylacetoacetase activity. The transcript is spliced from 14 exons. Lineage: Eukaryota; Viridiplantae; Streptophyta; Magnoliopsida; Solanales; Solanaceae. Bases 94 to 1356 code for a protein of 420 amino acids. Gene Ontology annotation, biological process: L-tyrosine catabolic process; L-phenylalanine catabolic process; homogentisate catabolic process.
CGUUCAGCACCAUCGUCACUUCCUCUUCUACUCUGAACUCGAGCUCCCACACGUCGUCGUUUUUCACUCUUACUCCUCCUAAUCGGCGUCGUCAUGGCGUUGAAGUCGUUUGUUGAAGUUGAACCGGAAUCUCACUUCCCUCUCGAGAACCUGCCGUACGGUGUAUUCAAGCCUGAACCGGGUUCACUACCUCGACCGGGCGUCGCUAUCGGAGAAUAUGUUUUGGACUUAUCGGAGAUUGCUUUCGCCGGUUUAUUUGACGGUCCUUUGCUCAGUAACUCCGAUUGUUUCAAUCAGCCUAACUUGAACAAGUUUGUUGGAUUGGGACGACCUGCAUGGAAGGAAGCUCGGGUGACAUUGCAAAAGCUGUUAUCAGCCACAGAACCAACAUUGCGUGACAAUGCUGCUUUAAGACAGAUAGCUCUUCUGCCUAUGGAAAAGGUGCAAAUGCUUCUACCUGUUGCGAUUGGAGACUAUACUGACUUCUUUGCAUCAAUGCACCAUGCCAAGAAUUGUGGGACUCUUUUUCGUGGCCCUGAAAAUCCUAUCAACCUUAAUUGGUUCCAUCUUCCUAUUGCUUACCAUGGGCGAGCAUCAUCAAUUGUCGUUUCUGGAACAGAUAUCAUUAGACCCAGAGGACAAGGUCAUCCAACUGGUAAUUCUGCGCCAUAUUUUGGACCUUCGAGAAAAUUGGAUUUUGAGUUGGAAAUGGCUGCUAUAGUUGGCCCUGGUAAUGAACUAGGAACAACAAUCGACGUCAAUGAUGCUGCAAAUCAUAUAUUUGGACUUGUCUUGAUGAAUGAUUGGAGUGCAAGAGAUAUCCAGGCAUGGGAGUAUGUGCCUCUUGGUCCUUUUCUUGGAAAGAGUUUUGGCACAACCAUAUCUCCUUGGAUUGUGACUUUAGAUGCCUUGGAACCCUUUGCUUGUGAGGGCCCAAAGCAGAACCCUUCUCCAUUGACAUAUCUUGUAGAGAAGACAUCAAGAAACUAUGACAUUUCUUUGGAGGUCCUCAUUAAGCCUUCUGGACAAGCUGAUUCAUGUGUUGUGACAAGAAGCAACUUUAACCACUUAUAUUGGACAAUUACUCAACAGCUGGCUCACCAUACUAUCAAUGGCUGCAACCUAAGGCCUGGGGACAUGUUUGGAACUGGAACUAUCAGUGGACCAGAACCAGAAUCUUAUGGAUGUUUGCUUGAAUUAACAUGGAAUGGACAAAAGCCUUUGUCUUUAGAUGGAACUACCCGUACAUUCUUAGAAGAUGGAGAUGAAGUAGCUUUCUUUGGUUAUUGUCAGGGCAAUGGAUACAAAGUUGGUUUCGGAAGAUGCUCAGGGAAGAUUGUCCCGUCUCCACAAUGAGUCUGAAUGGUUACAUUGUUCAGCCCAUGAGCAAUUUUGAAAUGUAUACAGCAAUUCAAGGCUGCUUUGGUUUCUGAUCAAAAUACGUAAAGUAGUAGAGUCAGAUUCGAGUUACAGUCUAGGCUGGGCCAAGUGUAAGACCGUUCUGUAUUAGUUAUACAUUGUUGGACUGCAAACAAGAACCUAUUUAUGUCGAAAUGUCAGACAUUUUAUAAAAUGAAAAUCGCCAUUGUGUAUCGUGUAUGCAAAUUUAACCUAUAAUAAUCUUAAACGAGACUUGCUCGGAAAAAUAUUAUCAACUCA